Syngnathoides biaculeatus (alligator pipefish) is the source of this 5831-nucleotide messenger RNA. RefSeq names its product iodothyronine deiodinase 2 (gene dio2). The record is from RefSeq and is a predicted model, not a curated record. The transcript has 2 exons. Gene Ontology annotation, molecular function: thyroxine 5'-deiodinase activity. NCBI's taxonomy places the organism in Eukaryota, Metazoa, Chordata, Actinopteri, Syngnathiformes, Syngnathidae.
AUUCCCGUGACCCCUGAGAGGAUAAGGAGCUUUGAAAAUGUAUGGAUGGAUGGAUGAGAACAAGUCCAUUGCACAUUUAUAAAAAAAAAAAAAAAAGUAGGGGGGUUGGUCACAAUUUUUGCACCUUCAAAAUUGAUCGAUGCGAUGUUUUCAGUUACUCUUCCAAAUUCUAUGCUUUGACAUUAAACAGACUUGUCACAAAUGAGAAUUUGCAUCCAGAAUGGCUGCAAUUUUUAGGCGGACAGCCACCUGACAGUUCUAGCAAAUAAGUGUGUAGAUACAAUAUACAUUUGUUUAGUUAAAGAGCAAUUAUGAUUACACAAGAAAAUUAAACAUUACACUGAAUAAUGAAUGAGCAAUUGAUUUCCUCUUUUAGAUAAUCAACCGUGUUUUUCUCAAAUUUGAUCUUGGCAGAUCACCCAAGUGAAACAAGUUGGUUAAUGUGACAAUAAUCACGUGCAAGGUAAAACAAUGCAUCCUCUAAGAUACUGUGUCAGAAUUAAACUCUAGAAUCUCUGCAGAAUAACAAAACAGGUAAACAUGAUAACCAGUGAUAAAAUAGAUCAGAUGUAGCCAGAACUACAACUGAGAUUUCAUUAUUUUACAUUAUUUUAUUAAAUGUUUGAAUGGGGGGGAAAAAAAGCAAAAGGUGCUGGAUGUUAAAAUUGCAGAAAACAUAAACAGCAAUCUGUUAGUUACGCCUAUGGUUAUUCGAGUGAAAAGAGUAAAGCAAUGAAAGAUGCUGUAUAGCAAUUGUAGAGUUAGGAUCAUAACAUCCAUUCAUCCAUCCAUUUUCCGCUUUCCAGAUACACCACUGUGCCGCCAUCAUAAUAACAAUAAUAAUAAAAUUAAAUGGAAAUAUGCUGUCACAUGAUUGCCCUGUAACAAUCCAGCAUGCCCCCUCAAGUAUGCAUACUUAGAACCGGACAUGUGUAUUUGCUUGUUUCGCUCGCUCUUUGAGAGAGCGAGCGGGGGGGCGAAAGAGAGAGAGCGUGAGUGAGGGAGGUGAGAGAGAUAGCGAGAGAGAGAACGAGUGAAUUAGUGCAAUCGAGUGAUGGGUUAGUGGCCAGUACUCACCUGUCCUGCGCAUGAGGUUGUACGCCUGCUCUCGGCUGUACGGAAAGCAUGUGACUGAGCUGCACCACAGCGCGUUCAUGUGUCUCGCAAUGACGGGCAACUUUUAGCAGCCUGCGAGCGAUCUCGUGGAAAGACACAAAAUGAGGAUGGCCAGCGAAGAUCUGCUAGUGACUCUCCAAAUCUUACCUGGUUUCUUUUCAAACUGUCUUUUCCUGGCGCUGUACGACUCCAUGGUGCUCGUGAAGCGCAUGGUUUCGCUUUUGAGUUGCUCCAGGUCCGCCGCCGGCUCGGGAGAGUGGCGCCGCAUGUUGACUACGGCGGGGCUCCGCUCCAUCUGGAAUAGUUUCUUGCUGGACGCCUACAAAAAGGUUAAAGUCGGCUGUGAGGCACCUAACUCCAAAGUUGUGAAGGUGUCGAGUAGUCCUCAGUCGAGCAACAUGGUUCAGACUAUUCCUAAUGAACCACAAGCUACAAGGGUCCGAAAUCGAGAUGAAUGCCGACUCCUGGAUUUUGAGUCAUCAGAUCGCCCCCUGGUGGUCAACUUUGGCUCGGUCACAUGACCCCCCUUUAUCAGCCACUUGCCAUCUUUCCGGAGGCUGGUGGAAGACUUCAACGAUGUUGCUGACUUUCUGCUGGUGUACAUUGAUGAGGCUCAUCCAUCUGACGGUUGGGUGGCCCCGCCUAUGGGCUCUUGCUCUUUUAACGUACGGAAGCAUCAGAGUUUAGAAGAAAGGCUGGGCGCGGCGCGCCAACUAAUUGAUCACUUUUCUCUCCCACCACAGUGUCAGCUGGUAGCUGACUGUAUGGACAACAAUGCUAAUGUGGCUUAUGGUGUGUCAAAUGAACGUGUGUGUAUAGUGCAACACAGAAAAGUUAGCUAUCUGGGUGGCAAGGGGCCAUUUUUUUACAAUCUGAAGGAUGUGAGGCAGUGGCUGGAACAAAGCUAUGGAAAACGGUAGAAAAAAUCCAGGACUGGUAAAAAAGAGCAAUUAUGGUAUCCUGCUUUUCAUGCUCUUCAAGACAACCUUGGUUUUUCCUUGUGCACGUGAGACAAGAUGAAUAAGUAAGUGACUGAAUAAACUUCAAUGUUUAGUUUUACCAAUGGCAAAACCUGUUCUAUGCUGCUAACACUUCUGUUGAUUCCUGAAAUUGAAGAAUGAGAGCAAUAACAACUUACUAUAUUGGUAGUGUGCAUUAAGGAGGUUGCAUGGGUCUUUAAAUGUUUCCCAGCCAUCUUCCAAAGUAAUAAUUUCACACAUAGUUUUGUCGCCCUCUCUCAUCUGCAUGACCACUUACUUCAUACAUGACUGUGAAAAAAGUGUUUGUCCCCUUCUCAAAUUUGGAUUUAGCUUAUUAUUAUAUUAUUGUAUUUAGCUAGAGUUUCCCCAUUACAAUGUUGAAAAGCAUCAAACAAAUUUAAAUAUCAGACAAAUCUAACUAAAGGCGAACUUAAUAAGUUAAUUUACUAAGGAAAAUAAAUCUCUUCAAAGCUACUUUGCCCUUUGCGAAAAAGUAUUUGAUCCUCCACUUAAAUUAUGAAUUAAAUGUGGCUAAUCCCAUUUUUAGGAAAGCUGAUUUUUGUUUUCAUUGGCCAGAUCCAAGCCUGACGAACUAAAGAAUGGUUCAAUCUAGAAAUCAUGUAAUCGAACUUGUCUACCAGAAUUAAGUCUCCCCAAAGAUAUCAAAAACAUGCAACAAAAUACCACAAUUCAAACAAAUCCAAGAACAAAUGAGAAAUAACAUAUUUCACAUCUAUCUGUCUGGGAAGGGUUAGAAAUCUAUUUCCAAAGCUUUAUGACUCAAGCAAAUCCUUCUCGGGUGUUGCCGCCAUACGAAAGGUACUCCUAGAGCACAAAAAUGAUUCAUCCACGAGGUAAAAGAAAAAAAACAGGGACAACGUCUAACGAACAGCAGGCCUCCUUGCCUCGGUUCAGGUCAGAGUUUUCAUGACUAAACAAUAAGGAUUCAUCAAGGCAGAGUUCCAAGGGGACACCCACUGGUGACCAAAAAGAACAUAAAGGUUUGUCUUUUUCUGCAAAUACACACAAACACACAAAGAAGGUUUUAGAAUUGCCGAGUCGAAGUCCGGACUUUAAUCUUGAAUCAUCUUAAAAAAGGCUGUUCAUAGUCAAAACCCCUCCACUAUUGAAUUGAAACAAUUUUGCAAGGAAGUGGGCCCCCCAAAUACAUACAGAUGUCAAAGAAUGAUUGCCAGUUACAGAAAAUGUUUGAUUUCAGUUACUGCUGCUGAGAUUGGCCCACCCAACCAGUUAUUAAGUUUUGGAGGCAAUUACUUCUUCACACAAGGUGAAGUUGCAUUGAAUUGUUUUUCUUCUCCUCUAAUAAAUAAAAUAUCGAUUUUACAUGGGUUAUCCAUGUCUGAUAAUUAUAUUUCUUUAUGUACGCAACCCGAGUGAGGAUAUGCAGUACUGAAAAUGGAUGGAUGGAAAAUGAUCUUAAAAAUAGGAAUGGGGAAAUUGAAAAAAAAAAAGUGACAAGGGGCCAAAAGCCUUUAUCCCAGCAAUAUAUGUGAUAAUCGAGACUGUCAAUGCUUCAAGCAGCACAUGCAGAUUUUCCAGUAGAGUAAACAAUGAGUUUUUGACCAGGGCAAACUAAAAAGGUCGUUAUGGCAAAUUAAAAAGAUGAAGUGCACUGGUUGGUCAAAUUAGGUCACUAUAAUAUUUCCCCUGUGUUUUCCCAUUAACUGCCACAUUCAAAGUUUGAGUUUACAAAGGAACAGUCCAGACCCAAAAUCACAACCACAUCUGAACAACCCAUCCCCGUUACUAUUUCUGGGUCAAUUUCUAAAGACUUUUUUUUGGACAGAAACUCCCUACACUAUAUUUAUGUCUUCCAUCUUCUCAUAAACCUAUGCAUCCGGAAUAACUGCUUUAUUCCGUCUCUUCAGAAGUGUAACUUCAUGCAUGCUCACUUAGCUUAUAAGCUCAACCGAUUCUUAGCAAAGCGGCAACUUAACUUUUAUUUCAUCUGGUUUAAUUUAUAUUUAUACAAUUUCUACAAGUGUAGUUGAACUCAGUAAAUUGACACAAUGCAGUAAAACUCCAUUUAAUCCUUCAAACCUACAAUGGGGACAAGCGUCAAUUGAAAGCAAUGUAAAAAAAAAAAGUCAGAAACUCCUUUUUAACCUCCAUACAAAUUAAUAUAGUGCAACAUUCAAAUCUAAUUGAUCUUGUUUUUUUUUUUUUGUUUUUUUUUUUAAACGUGCAGGAGCAAACAUUAAGAAGCAAGGACCCUGACUGUUUGUUUUAAAUGAAAUGAUUUAACAUUCUUGCCUUACAACUUAAGGUGCUCAACAGUCUGAAGUCAUGUUGUAACAUGAGUUUUACCAAAAAGAUUAUGAUCUCUCAUUCCUAUUAAAAUGCCUGGUGCAUUUACACUGGCAUUUAACUGAUGACCUGAGUGCAUUUUGCUGGGAUCCACACUUGUUGCUCAUACUGUAUGUGUCAAAGGGGAUAAAAAAGAAGAACUAGAAGAAUAACUAGACCAUGUAUCAUUUAUAAACACACAACUGCUUCAAUUUGAUCUCAACAAAAUGUUUUAGUUUUUAAAAGAUUCAACCUAUGUACAGUCUAUUUGAAGGGGGCAUGGAGUUAUACUGUAUUCAAUACAAUAUAGAUUGUCAAUGAUCUGAAGUUUUUCUUGACAUUUUAACUUUAAUUUUGAGACCAUCAUUGUCUCAUCAUAAAAACUGUUCCAGAAAUUUUGACUUUGGCUCUUUGACUCCACCAUGUUUGACAUGUACUGUAAAUAUGUACUUAUAUUGUUUGUGGAAUAUACAGUUAAUACUACGUGAUGCCAUCAUAAAUUAGGGAACCUGUGUGGACAUCUGUUGCAUUCCAGCACCACACCCUGCCUCCUACACAAUAAUGUUUCAUAAGAUGUAUCAAGAAAACACAUGCUGCUUUGAUUGUUCACUUUUCUCACUCAAAAAACCUUUGGAUGGAAAUAUGGGAAUUUAUCCUGCUUUUUUAAAUAUUCUGGGUGUUUCAGUUUUCACGAUAAAGGGCUCAAAAUAGUUAUAUCUCUUUUUAAUGUGAAUUUAUGGGCCAAAGUGUGGGGGGAAAAUUGGAGGUCCGUGGAAAAUUACACGAUGCAAUUAGAGCAAUUGGAGAAAUUGCUUGCAACAAGACAAGUCUCAACAACUCAUUGAGUUAUCUGCAGAAACUAAUUCAAUGUUCAUUCCAUGUUUCUUGUGUUGCCUUGCCUUUGAAACAGGUCCCUUUCUGAGCCUCGCUGCCUUAAAACAAAAUAUCAGUUGACACAGCUUUGGGUUGAUUAUAGAGAGCUUGUGAAGAAUUUUGCAAUAUGCUGUCUGUAGAAAUGUUUAUGUAAAUGUACAGGUUGAUUAUUUUGUUUAACUUUCAAAUGUUGUUCAUGACAUCUGAGAUUUAAACAAUAUUAUCAUCCUGUUGUCGAUCUGUAGUGUGUAGAGCAUUUGUGAAGGGUGUCUGUAUGGUAAGAGUGUCCAUGAAUCAGAUGGUCCUGCUCAUGGUGAUAAAGGUGUACUGAUGAAGACCUGCGAUGAAAGAGUGUGUAACUCAGUCUCUGGUUGGAUUGUAAUCACACCUGAUCAACUUUAGAAGGAACAACUGCAUCUGUCCUUUUACAUCUAAACUGAAGCGCUUUGUCUCAACAAACUGCAUUUAUUGUCUAUUUUGAUUCAUAUUUAAUGCAAUAUCCUCUUUUCUAUUUUGUCAAGGGAAACAAUAAAGUGGAAAAUAAAGUAAAUAUUC